This is a messenger RNA of Ictalurus furcatus (blue catfish), 1901 nucleotides long. RefSeq names its product NFS1 cysteine desulfurase (gene nfs1). NCBI's taxonomy places the organism in Eukaryota, Metazoa, Chordata, Actinopteri, Siluriformes, Ictaluridae. Gene Ontology annotation, biological process: [2Fe-2S] cluster assembly. Gene Ontology annotation, molecular function: pyridoxal phosphate binding; cysteine desulfurase activity. Gene Ontology annotation, cellular component: cytosol; mitochondrion; nucleus. The coding region runs from base 179 to 1537 and encodes 452 amino acids. The transcript is spliced from 13 exons. The record is from RefSeq and is a predicted model, not a curated record.
CUACCGUACACACUGCUUACAGGGUCCUUACGCCGCAAUGUGUUGUAAAGUGUCAUUGUUACUAAGGUUUAAACAGUUACUAGUGUGAGGCGAAUUAGUGUGUACCAGAAUUACUUGUAACUGAUUGUGAGCUAUUAUUACACGAUUAUCAUUUCUAAAACAAAUAGAACGAGUGAAGAUGCUAAGUAAGAGUGUUGUGAGGACGUGUUUGGGCUGCGUGCGUGGGGUUUCGUCUUCUAGCUUUCGACUGAAUUCUCCAGAAAGUUCUGUCAGUGCCUCUCACACACACAGAGAAGGGAUCAAACGUAGGGAACUGGAGAAAAAUGAAAUGCGACCGCUCUACAUGGACUUCCAGGCGACAACACCAAUGGACCCACGAGUCCUGGAUGCCAUGCUUCCUUAUCAAGUGAACUACUACGGCAAUCCACACUCCAGGACCCAUGCUUAUGGGUGGGAAAGUGAGAGUGCAGUGGAAAGAGCAAGAAAACAAGUGGCGGAUCUUAUUGGUGCUGAUCCACGAGAAAUUGUCUUUACCAGUGGUGCCACAGAGUCCAACAAUAUGUCUAUUAAAGGUGUGGCCCAUUUCUAUAAAGCCAAGAAGAAACACAUCAUCACCACACAGACUGAGCACAAGUGUGUACUAGAUUCCUGUCGUGUCCUAGAGGCUGAGGGAUUUAAAGUAACCUAUCUGCCCGUAAAGAACAAUGGCUUGAUUGACCUUCAGCAAUUAGAGGAAACAAUACGUUCUGAUACAAGCUUGGUAUCUGUGAUGACUGUUAACAAUGAGAUUGGAGUCAAACAGCCAAUCAAAGAAAUAGGUCAGAUCUGUAGGUCCAAGAACGUCUUUUUCCACACUGAUGCAGCCCAGGCGAUCGGAAAAAUCCCCAUCAAUGUCUCUACCUUGAAAGUGGAUCUAAUGUCUAUUAGUGGACACAAAUUAUAUGGCCCCAAAGGUGUAGGUGCUCUGUAUUUGAGGCGGAGGCCCAGGGUUCGUCUCGAGCCUUUGCAGAGUGGAGGGGGUCAGGAGAGAGGCCUGCGCUCAGGCACUGUACCCACUCCACUGGCUGUGGGUCUCGGCACUGCCUGCGAGAUUGCCCAGCAAGAAAUGGAGUAUGACCAUGCCAGAGUCUCCAUGCUUGCUAACCAACUUGUGCAGAAGAUAAUGUCUGAGAUUCCUGAUGUUGUGAUGAAUGGAGAUCCUGAACAGAGAUAUCCAGGAUGCAUCAAUUUAUCAUUUGCCUAUGUUGAGGGAGAAAGUCUGCUGAUGGCCUUAAAGGAUGUUGCACUUUCUUCGGGAAGUGCAUGCACGUCUGCCUCUUUAGAACCUUCCUACGUAUUGAGAGCAAUAGGAACAGAUGAAGAUCUUGCCCAUUCCUCAAUCCGGUUUGGAAUUGGGCGCUUUACUACAGAGGAGGAAGUGGACUACACAGCAGAGAAGUGCAUUCAGCAUGUUCAGCGUUUACGGGAGAUGAGUCCUCUGUGGGAGAUGGUGCAGGAAGGCAUUGAUCUGAAAAGUAUCAAAUGGACACAGCACUGACGAACCUGUCAGGAUGAAAUGAUGGAGGAUGACUGCAGUGUGAAUAAUUAGUUUGUAUAGCUUACCUAAGACUGCUCUUUUUUCAUGUACAAGAAACACACACAAUUAUCUAUUUGUUUUGAAAAUCUAGAACAUUUUUCAGUAGUGUUUUGAGUGGAGUUCCAUAGGAGAGGAUUCAUUAGAAUUAGUUUUAUCAAUAUAGAGUAUUGGAACCAUAUGAGCUAGUAAUGUUUUUAUGUUGUUUUUUUUUCUGCAUUCCUGUGUUCUGGUCAUUCACACUGCAUAAACCAAUCAUCUUUAUAUGUACUCUUUGUCUCUUAGUGUCGUGUGUUCAGUUGUAUAUAAAGCUUAGGUUUGUCUCUCA